Cordyceps fumosorosea ARSEF 2679 is the source of this 2457-nucleotide messenger RNA. RefSeq names its product pre-mRNA cleavage complex II protein Clp1. The transcript is spliced from 5 exons. Gene Ontology annotation, cellular component: nucleus; mRNA cleavage factor complex. Lineage: Eukaryota; Fungi; Ascomycota; Sordariomycetes; Hypocreales; Cordycipitaceae. Gene Ontology annotation, biological process: tRNA splicing, via endonucleolytic cleavage and ligation; inositol phosphate biosynthetic process. The record is from RefSeq and is a predicted model, not a curated record. Bases 1 to 2457 code for a protein of 818 amino acids. Gene Ontology annotation, molecular function: polynucleotide 5'-hydroxyl-kinase activity.
AUGAAGCCCACGCGCAUCCGUGGUUACGGCGAACUGCACCCGUGCAAGUAUACCGUCGCUGGACAUGCUGGCCCCAUGUGCGACCCAGACGGAGAAAUCUUCAUCAAGCCCUGCACGCAGGCCGAGAUCAACUUUUACGCGAAGACCCGAGGAACCACAUUCGCCAACAUUAUGCCCACCUGCAUGGGCACCCUAUUACUCAGCACUCCCUCCGACCUCAAAAUAGACGAUGCCGUGACUGGUGUCAUCACGGACGCUGGCGCCAUCCAGACCGCCAAGGAGCAGAUCGAAGCGGUAAUCGCAGAGCAGGUCUUGCGCGCUCCAGCCGAGGGGCCGACGCCGAACGAGCCCCCCUAUGUGCCCAGCAAUGGAGGGGAGAUUGAGACAGACUUGGCACUCGUGCUGGAAAACGCCACCAAAGGUUUUGUCAAGGCCAACAUCCUCGACGUCAAGCUCGGGCAGCGGCUGUACGCCGACGAUGCAACCGCGGAAAAGCAGCUGCGCUUUCAGGAACUUACGAAGAAAACCACGCAUCAAAAUUUGGGAUUCCGCAUAGCGGGCAUGCGGGUCUAUCGCGGGUCGGACGACCGGGGGAUCCUACAGGAGGAUAGCUACCGAGUCUAUGCCAGGGACUACGGCCGAUGUGACAUGAAAGACGACAACAUUCACGACGGGUUCCGCAGCUUCGUUCACAACGAAGCUGCGGGCAUCGACGAGGAGCUCGCCAAGGCCGUAUACCAGGGUUUUGCGCAAGUGGUCAAGACUAUUCAAGAAACUCUGGAGGCACAUGAGACAGUCAUGUACUCGUCGUCGCUGCUCUUUGUUUUUGAGGGCGAUGGAAAGGCGCUCCGUGCCGCCAUCGAGCGCAACAAUGAAAUGGUAACGGCCAUCGAGACAGCCGUCGAGGCCAAGGAGGCUAAUCGCACCACCCAGCGCACUGAUAGUGGUAUUGCUAUGGGCGAUGACGAGCUGACCGAGGCUGCUGUCUUGGGCGACGGCCAUGACGAGGACGAAGGUAUAGACCUGGACAUUGAGGCCCCGCGGGUGUUGUCGGUGAAACUCAUUGACUUUGCACACGCGAGGUUCAACAAGGGUGGGGGAUGCGAUGAGAACUUGCUGAUGGGUGUCCGGAGCCACGUCGAAUCAUCGACGCGCAUCGUCGCGCUGCGCAAGGCCGGCGAGUGGCGCUUCCACCUCGCGCCGGGGACUACAAUCAGCGUCAAGCUCGUCUCCGGGACAGCCGAGAAGGACGGCGUCGAGCUCGCGCCUCGCAGCGCGUACAAGUUUGCCGGCCCGCUGCGCGGCAAGCUGCUGACCUGGCACGGGUGCGAGCUCGAGGUGGACGGGCGGACCGACUCCGACUCCAUCGCUGCCUUCCCCGCGCCCACGAACAACCCGGCAGCGUCCUACGUGAACCUGCACGGGCGGCUGGCAGCGCUGCGCGCCACGGCGGCGGCGUCGACGCGCGAGGGCCCGCGGGUGCUGGUGGCGGGUGGGCGGGCGACGGGCAAGACGACGCUGGUGCGGACACUGGCGAGCUACGCGACGCGGCAGGGGCGGCAGCCGCUGGUGGUCAACGCGGACCCGGGCGAGGGCGCGCUGAGCCUGGCGGGCACGCUGAGCGCGGGCGUCUUCGCGACGGUCAUGGACCCCCUCGCGGCGGACGGCUGGGGCGGCACCCCGACGAGCGGGCCCAGCGCGGUGCCGGUCAAGCUGCCGCUGGUGUACUACUACGGGCGCGAGUCGGCGGAGGCCGACCCGGACGUCUACAAGCGCCUGUUCGGUCGCCUGGCGGACGGCGUGAGCGCGAGGCUCAGUGAGGACCCGGACGUUAAGGCGUCGGGCGUCCUGGUGGAUUCGAUGGGCGUGGAGGCGGGCAGCGCGCGCGGCCUGGACCUGCUGGCGCACAUGGUCGAUGAGCUCUCAGUGAAUAUUGUCAUCGUGCUGGGCACGAGUGGUCUGAAUGGAGAGAUUGCGAGUCGCUUCGCUACGGAGAAGACGAGCCUGGGCGAACCCAUUCAGGUCAUCACGCUAGACAAGUCGGACGGCGUGGUGGACAGGGAGGAGUCGUUUACGGAGCACUGCCGCGAGGCUGUCAUCAAGGAGUACUUUUUUGGGGACGUGCGGCGGACGCUGAGCCCUCAGAUCCAGCAGGUCGACUUUGACAGCCUCGUCAUCUACAGGUUGCCCGAUUACUCCGACUACGAAACCGAGACGCUGGUGCGGGAGGAGGUGUGCUCAUCGAUGGAGCACUGGACGCUGGCGGUGAUGCACGCGUCGGUGCGGGACUCGCCAGAGACGAUCCGGACGGCGAGCGUGAUGGGCUUCGUGUACGUGGCCGACGUGGACGAGCAGAAGCGCAAGGUCAAGAUGCUGGCGCCGGUGAGCGGGCGGCUGGGCGAUCGGCCGCUCGUGUGGGGGCGGUGGCCAGAGCCAUUUAUCAAUUUGUUAGGCUGA